Messenger RNA from Sciurus carolinensis (gray squirrel), 3759 nucleotides. It is a transcript of the gene Nkain3, whose product is annotated as sodium/potassium transporting ATPase interacting 3. The coding region runs from base 883 to 1539 and encodes 218 amino acids. The record is from RefSeq and is a predicted model, not a curated record. Gene Ontology annotation, biological process: regulation of sodium ion transport. NCBI's taxonomy places the organism in Eukaryota, Metazoa, Chordata, Mammalia, Rodentia, Sciuridae. The transcript has 7 exons.
GCUGCGCGCUCUGCGCCCAGUACAGCGGACUGCGCCGCCGGUCCCCCUUCAGCUGCCAGCGCUCGGAGCCGGGCACGUUCCGGACAUCUGACUUGGGUUCUGUGACCCGUGCCCACCCUUGGUUUCUCGCCUCUGGACCCUUCCUCCCCGGACGCCAAAUCAUCCCAAUUUUCUCCAUUUCCAGGGCAGAUCAGCUAAACCUUUUCCCUUCUUUUGCCUCCGACCACUCUCCCAGCCUCCAGCAAAAAGCCCAGUUCGCAUCUCCCCAAUUAUAUUGGUCUCAGAGGGGCUCCAUCACCACCCGCUGCCCUAAUUCACGCUCAUUCAUAUUCAUUCUCUUUCUUUCUCUCUGUCCCUCUUUCUCUUUCCCCAAAGACUCCUAACAAGACAGGCUGAUCCUCCCCAGUGGCACUCCCUUUCAUUCAUCCCCUCCCAACACACGCGCAUACACACACACACCCCCCACACACCCGACCCAGACAGCCCACUGCACUUUCCAGACGCCCACCUCCUAGAUACUCCCCUCCCCUAAAGAGACAUUCACCCACUCACCAUCUGUAGCCUCCUUCCGCCCCCCGCCCCGCCCGCCUAGCCGGCUCCCCCUACCCAAGAAGCAGACCUACACAGUGGGAGGCAGAGACCCCCGCCAGACGCUCGGGUCGUGCGCGCCUCACUGACCUCGGCCCGCCCCGCCGGGAAACUAACAAAGGCGGGCGCGAGCCCUGAGCCCGAGAGCGGCAAGCGGCUAGCUGCGGCCGCGGGGUCGGCGUGCCUGGGCCGGGCCGGGCAAGCGCCAGGCGGGGUGCUGCUCCGGAGUCAGGAAGCGGCAGCACCGGAGAACGUGGAUCUCGCCGCCCGAGCAACUCGGACACCACAGGCACCAUGGGCUGCUGCACCGGGCGCUGCUCGCUCAUCUGCCUUUGCGCUCUGCAGCUGCUCUCAGCAUUGGAGAGACAAAUCUUUGACUUCCUUGGCUUCCAGUGGGCACCUAUUCUUGGAAAUUUUCUACAUAUAAUUGUUGUCAUAUUGGGUUUGUUUGGAACUAUUCAGUACAGACCUCGAUACAUCAUGGUGUAUACAGUAUGGACUGCCCUCUGGAUUACCUGGAAUGUGUUCAUUAUCUGCUUCUAUUUGGAAGUAGGUGGCCUUUCUAAGGAUACAGACCUGAUGACAUUCAACAUCUCUGUACAUCGGUCAUGGUGGAGGGAACAUGGACCUGGUUGUGUCCGGAGAGUGCUUCCUCCAUCAGCCCAUGGCAUGAUGGAUGAUUACACCUACGUCUCUGUUACAGGCUGUGUCCUUGACUUCCAGUACCUGGAGGUUAUCCACAGUGCCGUCCAGAUACUACUCUCAUUGGUUGGCUUUGUGUAUGCCUGUUAUGUGAUCAGCAUUUCCAUGGAAGAAGAAGACACCUUUGAUUUCAUAGGUGGACUUGAUACACACUCCUACUACCAGGAUCAUGUUGAGUUAAAGCCUGUUAAACCUGUCGAAAUAAGUAAUGACAUUAACUCUGAAAUUCGGCUGCUGAACUUGACUUAGGGAACAAAGCACCACUGACAGCCAGCAUUCUGUGGAUCCGACCUUGUCACCUUCCUUCCAGAGAAUGGACUGUGCCUCCCACCAAUCGCGGAGUUCUUCAGUCACAGCCUGUGUAUUAUUAGCAUUGUUUGCUAGAUGAGUUCUAGGUGCUUGGGUGGGUAUUUUUUUAGUCAUUUUCUUCUUAUAUGAACCCUUGUAAAUUGUAAAAAAAAAAAAAAAAAAUGGUUUUUAAUUUUUUAAUAAUAUUUAAUGUGAGGCAUGCAAAAUGGGGGUGGGAAUCUGUGAAAACUUCAACACUCAUUUCUGAGAGAAACACCAGUGUAUUGUUAAGGUGUGAGAUCAGUGCUGCUGGCUGCAGAAGUAAUUCUAGGCCCAGUGGGUUUGCACUGGCUGCUGUUGCCUGUGGUCAUCAGACACAAAGGCAGACCCUGUGACAGGUCAUACAUGGGUACAAAUAAUGGGUCCAGCUUUCAGACUGAUUAUGAAUCUCUGUUUCAAUAUUAUAAGACAAAACAUGGAGUCCUCCCUAGUUCUCAACUUCUCAAAACACAGAGAAAUCUUAUGGCUAUCUAAAUUUUCAGAACUCAUGCACGAUAUCUUGUUCUUUUUGUAUUUUAAAAAAUUAAUGUAUCACAGGGGCACAUGAAAGGCCGAAAUGAUUUGUGAAACCCCUUUCUCCUUUAGAGAGAGCAAGGAACUCUCUGAGGUCCAUAUUUGCUAUGCUUUAUCCCCCUCCUAACACUCAUGUCAGACCUAAACACACAGUUCAUGGGCUGUGGGACAGAAAUCAUGGCCAUAAAUCUGUAAUCAACUUUGCUUCGAGGAUAUUCAAAGGGAACAUUAAAAUACUGUGGAAUUCUCCACAAAUACCUCUAAAGAAAAUAUUUAUGUUUGAGCUACAUCAACUUUUAUUUCUCCUAUCCUUAUCCCAAUAGCCAAGAAAAUGAUAUGGGAAAUGUUCCACAAUCUUCUGUGGAAAAAGGACUGUGGGAAAAAAUGACUGUUUUUAUUUUAAAUUGAUAUAAAAUUUACAUAUGAUAAAGUGCACUGAUAUUAAAUGUACAAUUUGAUUAGUUUUGGAAAAUGUGCACACCCUUGUAACCAAUGCCUCCAUCAAAACCAGAACAUUUCCAUUACUUUUGAAAAUUCCCUCAUGCUCGGUUUUUAAUCAAUUGCCACAUUCCCAAACAUAGACCACCACUGUGCUCAUUUUCAUCGUUGGUUAAUUUUGUUAAUUGUAAUGUAUACACUCUUCACAUUUUUUUUCUCGCUAUCUCUGAAUCACUAUUUUCUACAUGAAAAUAAGUUUCGCUCACGUUGUGUGGCAACCAAAAUCAAGUUUCCCGUUAAGUCACAAAGUUGUGCAUUUGCACACUCUUAAGUAUAGAGGUUGUUAACUUGGUCCGUGCAUAUAACUAAGACUGAUCUAAAAACCACCUAAAAUCAUUGCAAAUUUUGGAACGUGUGUUAAGUCUUUCUUCUCUGCAUUCUAGUUCUUCUGUCCAUAGAUUUCAUGUGACUCUAUUAAAAAUCAGAACUUAAUGCAACAUCACCAGGUUCCUCCAAGUCCAUGAUAACCACAGUGGGCUUCCUAGAGGUUUAUUUAACUCCUGUGCCUGAGAAUUGUGCCCUUUUGAUUAGCUGACCCUCCUUGUCUCAUCAUUUUUCAUUUCUACUGUAUAAAUCCAGAUUCAAAAUAAAAAAGAGGACCUCGGAAAUGGUGAAAUCCAAGCCACCAUUCUGCAGUUGAAGGCACCAAGGUUUAAGGGCUUUGGUGGACUUGUCCAGAGCCUUGCAUUUGUGCAGAGGGGCAAGAACUGUGGUUAAAAAAAAAACAAAAAAACAUGAAAGCCAAAAGUUGGGGCUUGGGUCCCAGUCCACCAUUGUGACCUUGGGCAGCUUUUGACAUCUCAGCAUCUCUCAUUUAGGAAGUGGAACUAUAAGACUUACCUUCCAAGGGUGUGGAUUUGACUGAAAAUAUAAAAAUAUUCUAGAAACUAUGAGACACCUCAUAAUUAAAAGAGGCAGUUGUUAUCAGUAGUGUUAGAGCAAUAAGUUGGGCCAGGUCUGGAGCUCUUGAGACCCACUCAAGUUUAUAAAAAGUCCACAGAAACAACCAACUCUUCUGUUCUCUAAAAAGUGAAAGAAUUUGUCCAUGUUUAAGCAGUGUGAAAUAAUGCAGAUUUUAAAUGGUACUUUUAAUUGAAAAAAUAAAUUUUA